Molecule: messenger RNA, 1302 nt
Organism: Engraulis encrasicolus (European anchovy)
Lineage: Eukaryota; Metazoa; Chordata; Actinopteri; Clupeiformes; Engraulidae
Gene: inka1b
Product: inka box actin regulator 1b
Exons: 3
Coding region: 200-1171 (323 amino acids)
Cellular component (GO): nucleus
Molecular function (GO): protein serine/threonine kinase inhibitor activity; protein kinase binding
Source: RefSeq, a predicted model, not a curated record
UGGACCAGCAAGUCUUUUCCAGCGCACAAAGUCAGAGACUGUCCAACGUGUGGAGUGGAGUAGUGGAGUAUUUCUGCUGACUUGGGAUAACGUAACGUGCAGUAUAUUGUGGACUUGUGAUACGUUUGCAUGAACUAUCUUCAAACAAUUCGUCUUCAUCUGAGGAUUUGAGGUUGAUAGCUUCAUCAGAAAGUUGACCAUGCUGUGUCUCCAGAACUCAGGGGACUGCUUCCGCGACCAGGUGCGCUACAUGAUGCGCUCGCUGCAGGACCUGAAGCAGAUCCGGGACCCGUGCGAGUUGCCCGGCCCUGCCAUCGGCCCUUCCUCCUCCAUCCCCGGGGGCUGCCGUCCCCUGUCUGCCUCCGGCGCCACCACCUCGUCCCGCAUCCACCAGAAGAGGGCGCUGCAUCGGGAGCGGCUGAGCAGACUGCGCAUCUCGGACGCCAGCGACGCCAGCACCUAUGAUUCGGCCUGCUGCCUGGCCAGCCCUCUGGAGGAGGACGAGGAGGAGGGCGGAAGUGUUGGAGGACGCGUAGGACGUCUAGCUCAGGGCUCGCCCAGCAGCGAGAAGAGCCUGGAGUUCGACUCGGGCUACUCGGAGGCCUCGUGGCAGGACGAGGGCGUGGUGCUUCGCCGGACGCGCAACGUGCGCGUGUCCUCGUCGGCGUGCGUGCGCACCAACCGCAUCCGGCCCAAGUCCACGUCGGACGCGUGCCUGGAGCGCUGGACGUCGUUUGAGUCCAGCACGGGCGGCGCAGAGCCCGAGGACUGGACCACGUCGCUGCUGACGCGCGGGCGCAACCGCCAGCCACUGGUGCUGGGGGACAACAGCUUCGCCGACCUCAUCAAGAACUGGAUGGACCUGCCCGAGUGUCCCGAGACGCCCCAGGUGCGGCCCAGCUCCGGGCGGCGUCUGGCCAAGGACUUCCUGGGGAACGUGCGGCGGAGGCUGGCCGGCAUGUCUCGGGUCACGGAGGGUCGGGGCAAGGCCAUGGACGUGAGCUCCAAGAGGCUCUCCUGCCCCGUGGGCAUGCAGACGCAGAAGCCCUUCUUCCACCAGUCGCACACGGGACUACACCAGCUCGACACGGACUACUACCGCUUCAGUGCCCUGAUGAAGUCGGGCAGCAGGCAACCCAUCAUAUGCAACGAUAUCAUUGGAUAUAUCUGAUCUCGCAAGGAGGGAUUAGAAGGACGGACUGCCAAAACUUGCCAAAGACUUUCCCCCCACAAAGCUGUUUACGUUUCUUGCCAUGUUGCCGGUGCCAUAAUGUUGAGAGUUAACAUGUUGUUAUAAUAAAA